AUGGAAAAUGCCGGCCCACCAAUUCAAAGCCCCGCCUUCGAUAACCCGAAUUUUGCCCGGCAGCCCCUACUUCCCUCGAACCAAUCGCCAAGCCCGUAUGGAGGACCAAAACCUUUGAUUCCCUUAUCCCAUUCUGUAUCGCCUUCGCCACAUUCUACGAGUCCUAUCAAUCUAGGAACUGACUCCUAUUCGGAACAAGCUCUCCCACCAUUGGAGCAGGUCAAUGCUGAUGCUGACUCAACGGGAUCAAAACGCUGGGAACAACGUCAAAAAGGAGCCCCAAGCUCUCUACGCAGAAACCUGACUCGUCGAAUCCAACUUGUCAAAGGCACGGUCUUAAGCGUCGACCACCCUGUCCCAAGCCCAAUACGAAAUGCCGUCCAGCCCAAAUAUCGAGAGCUAGAGGGCGACUCCCCUGAAGAGUUUACUCAUAUGAGAUAUACAGCGGCCACUUGCGAUCCAGAUGAGUUUACUUUGCAAAACGGAUACAACCUUCGCCCUUCUAUGUAUAACAGACACACCGAGAUGAUGAUAGCGAUCACUUAUUACAAUGAGGACAAAGUCCUCACUGCCAGAACUUUGCAUAGCGUCAUGCAAAAUAUUCGAGAUAUUGUCAACUUGAAGAAAAGUCAAUUCUGGCACAAAGGAGGCCCAGCGUGGCAAAAGAUUGUUGUUUGUCUCAUAUUCGAUGGAAUAAAGCCAUGCAACAAAGAGACACUCGAUCUGCUUGCGACCGUUGGAAUCUUCCAGGAUGGUGUGAUGAAAAAAGAUGUUGAUGGGAGAGACACAGUGGCUCAUAUUGUAGAAUCCCACUCCAUCUUACUCCAUACCUUGAUCAACUCUAACACCCACCAGUUCGAGUAUACGACUCAACUCUCGGUCACACCAACACAGCAAUUGAUUCGACCAUUGGGCGAUGAAAUUACCAAUCUUUGUCCAGUUCAAAUGAUCUUUUGCCUCAAGCAAAACAACAGCAAAAAGAUUAACUCCCACCGCUGGCUUUUUAAUGCGUUUGGACGAAUCUUAAACCCUGAGGUGUGUAUCUUGAUCGAUGCGGGCACUAAGCCAGGGCGAAAGUCUCUACUGGCGCUAUGGCAAGCUUUCUACAACGAUAGACAUCUUGGUGGUGCUUGUGGCGAAAUCCAUGCACUUCUAGGCCGUGGUUGGCGAAAUGUAUUAAAUCCCUUGGUCGCCGCGCAGAAUUUCGAGUAUAAGAUUUCCAACAUUCUCGACAAACCACUUGAGAGCGGUUUCGGUUACGUUAGCGUUCUUCCGGGAGCAUUUUCUGCAUACCGCUAUAGAGCUAUAGUUGGUAAGCCCCUAGAGCAAUACUUCCAUGGUGAUCACACUCUUUCUAAGAGGCUUGGAAAGAAAGGCAUUGAGGGUAUGAACAUAUUCAAGAAAAACAUGUUCUUGGCGGAGGACCGAAUUCUGUGCUUUGAGCUUGUCGCAAAGGCCGGGUGCCAAUGGCGCUUGACCUAUGUGAAGGCAUCAAAAGGGGAGACUGACGUGCCCGAAGACCCGGCAGAGUUCCUAAGCCAGAGACGACGUUGGCUAAAUGGCUCUUUCGCAGCGAGCCUUUACGCUACAAUGCACUUUGGCCGAAUCUAUUCCAGCGGUCAUAACUUGAUUCGUCUGUUUGUGUUUCAUGUCCAAUUGGUUUAUAAUAUCGCCCAGCUUAUCAUGACAUGGUUCUCACUUGCAUCAUACUGGCUCACAACUUCCGUCAUCAUGGAUAUUGUGGGGGUUUCGAGCUCUGUUAAUCACAAUAAGAGCUGGCCUUUUGGGAGUGAAGCAUCGCCGAUAGUGAACAAUUUUCUUAAGAUCGGCUAUCUGGCAACUCUCUUGCUUCAAUUCAUCUUGGCUCUUGGCAAUAGACCAAAAGGGACAAAGCUGUUAUACACACUGUCCAUUACAUACUUCUCGAUUGUUCAAGCCUAUGUUCUCGUCCUAACCUUUUAUCUCGUUGUACAGGCACUGACAGGAGGGAAUCUAACUUUUGAUGUGAACGACGGUGUCGUGGCAUUCCUCAGCUCCUUCAUCGAGUCUACUGGUGGAAUUGUUCUAGUCGCGUUAGUCUCUACAUAUGGCAUCUACUUCCUGGCCAGCUUUCUCUACUUGGACCCAUGGCAUAUGUUUACCUCAUCAUGGGCAUAUAUUCUAGGGAUGCCUUCAUCGAUCAACGUUCUCAUGGUCUAUGCGUUUUGCAACUGGCAUGAUGUUUCAUGGGGGACCAAAGGCUCUGAUAGAGCCGAGGCGCUACCGUCAGCGCACAUCAAAACAGAUGCCCAGCAGACUUUUGUGGAGGAGCUAGAAAAGGCCCAGACCGACAUUGAUACCCAGUUUGAGCAAACGGUAAAACGAGCCUUAACGCCAUACCGACCACCUAUUGAGAAAGAGGAGGCCAGCUUGGAUGAUUCGUAUAAAGCGUUUCGAACCAAUCUGGUAAUUUUGUGGACAUCUAGCAAUGGCCUUUUGGCAAUUUGUAUCAACAAUGCUGAUCUGGAUCGGCUUUGCUUCACGACAACAUCAACACCUCGAACGGCAAUGUAUUUCAAGAUCAUCCUCUGGGCAACUUCAGGUCUCUCAAUAUUCCGCUUUCUUGGUGCUCUAUGGUUUUUAGCAAAGACUGGUGUUUUCUGUUGUUUUACAAGACGGUGA
Molecule: messenger RNA, 2661 nt
Organism: Penicillium pulvis
Lineage: Eukaryota; Fungi; Ascomycota; Eurotiomycetes; Eurotiales; Aspergillaceae
Product: Fungal chitin synthase
Exons: 6
Coding region: 1-2661 (886 amino acids)
Cellular component (GO): cell periphery; cell septum
Molecular function (GO): chitin synthase activity
Source: RefSeq, a predicted model, not a curated record